Molecule: messenger RNA, 1549 nt
Organism: Drosophila takahashii
Lineage: Eukaryota; Metazoa; Arthropoda; Insecta; Diptera; Drosophilidae
Product: hydroxylysine kinase
Molecular function (GO): amino acid kinase activity
Source: RefSeq, a predicted model, not a curated record
AUGUCGACGUGCCUGCACAUUGCUUUGAAUUGUGUUUUUGAAUGUGUUCGUUUGUUAUUUUUUACUCAUUGUUGUUCAAGUGUUUUACUAUUGUUUUUAUCAAAGUUAGUUGCUAAGUUUGUCCUUUACAUAAGCCAACUUGAAGUUUUCAGCCGCUUCGCUUUAAGUCACUCAGUUUAGUUGAACUUUUUGUCCGAUCCAGAGACACAGGUGCAUUGCCGAGCACAGAGCCCCAAAAAUAAAAUGGAGCAGUGGAACAAUGUGGAGCUGACGAAUAUGUCCAAAAAGUCGUACACUCUGAAUCACGCGUACGAUGCAGCCGAGAAGUUGAACAAGGAAAACAAUCCGACGUCCUCGAAUGGAAAUGGAACCAGUUCGGAGAACCCAGCUGUGGAAGGAGAUCUUCUCAAGCCCGGAUCGGAUGUGCGUCCAAAAGUGGAGCCCGAUGAUGUGGAGAGCCUGCUGCGACGACUCUAUGGGAUCACGAUAAGCGAGGUUAAGGAAAUUAUCGCCUACGAUGAUCGCAACUUCUUCGUAAAGGAGGAUAGCAAUGUAAAGAACCCUCUUAUUGUAACUCAUUGUCCACACGGCUACGUCCUCAAGAUCCUGAACUCAUUGGACUCCAAGAAAGAGGACUUUGUGGAUGGCCAAAAUCAACUGCUGCUUUAUUUGGGAAAGCACAGUGUAAAGUGCCCCCGGCCGAUAGCCAAUGCCACUGGAAAGUAUUACUCGGUGGAGCGACUAAAUGGGAAUUCGAAUGUGGUGCGGCUGUUGGAAUUUAUACCUGGGGAAAUUUUCCACCAGGUGCCGAUAACGAAGCAUUUGCUUUACCGCAGUGGCGAGUACUUGGCCAGAUUGGAUCGGGCCCUGAAGAAUUUUACCCACCAGGCCUACGAAUCGCACAAGACCCUGUGGAUGCUGCAGAGUGUUCCGGAACUGAGGAAAUUUCUGUACGUGGUAAAGGAUCAGGAACACCGGCUUAUCUGCGAAGAAGUCAUCGAUGCCUUCGAAUCGAAGGUUCUGAGUAUAUUGCCCACCCUAGAGCAACAGAUCAUUCACGGGGAUUUCAACGAACAGAAUAUAGUUGUGGAACAGGCCCCCAAUCAGACCGAGUAUACGAUCAAUGGGGUUAUUGAUUUCGGGGAUACGAGCAAAUCACCGCUGAUUUUCGAGGUCGGAAUCGCCCUCACCUACAUGAUCCUGCAGGCCAACGAUUUGGCGAAUGGAGGAAUCUUUUUGGCCGGUUACACCAGUGGCAAUCCCAUCGAGAGUUCCGAGCUGGCUCACCUUAAAUAUUGCGUGGCUGCCCGACUGGUUCAGAGCCUGGUAAUGGGUCUCUACACCCACACGCUGCAUCCCACGAACGACUACCUGCUGGUGACCCAGGAACAGGGAUGGAAACUGCUCCAGAAGCUGUGGCGCGAGAGCCUGGAGGAUGUGGAUGAGCUGUGGGCGACCACCGGACAUCAGUACUUGACGCAGAGCAAUAAAUAAUGUAGAACCUAGCUGUCCUUUUCCGGUUUUAAAAGAGAUAUUUUAACGGAUUGAG